Girardinichthys multiradiatus is the source of this 1641-nucleotide messenger RNA. Its product is annotated as angiopoietin-related protein 5-like. NCBI's taxonomy places the organism in Eukaryota, Metazoa, Chordata, Actinopteri, Cyprinodontiformes, Goodeidae. The coding region runs from base 134 to 988 and encodes 284 amino acids. Gene Ontology annotation, molecular function: receptor tyrosine kinase binding. The record is from RefSeq and is a predicted model, not a curated record. The transcript has 7 exons. Gene Ontology annotation, biological process: Tie signaling pathway; angiogenesis.
CAGAAUAAGUAUGAACUGAAGAAAAAAAAAAGGCAUUUAUGGGAACUGGGAGGGAGGUGUGGCCUUGUAGUCUGUUGUAUAAAAGCACUGCUUCUGUUGUGCAGUUUGCGCUGGGGUACAAGGUUCAACCGACAUGCAGGUCACAAUGAAGAGUCCGCUUGGCUAUUGUACGCUCAUACUCACACUUCUGUUGAGCUGCUCAGUCCAGGUUAAGUGGGUGGUGCCUAUCUCCAGCAGUCUAUGGGCGAGAGGCAGGGUACACCCUGGAAAGGAGAAAGUUGUUUCAUCUCAAGGUACAGACUGCACACAGAUUAAGACUCAGUCUCCAAACGCCCCCAGCGGAGUUUAUGUAAUCCAGCCUGCAAGAGUCAAGUAUCACUUCAAGGUGUACUGUGAGAUGAACUCAGAUGGAGGUUGGACAGUGUUUCAGAGGCGCAGUGGAGGCUCUGUACCCUUCAAAAGAAAAUGGGCAAAAUAUAAGAAUGGAUUUGGAAACAUUACACAGGAUCACUGGCUGGGUCUGAAGAAGGUUUUUGCAGUGACAAAGAGCAAAUCCAAGAAGUGGAUCUUGAGGGUGGACCUGUGGGACCACGAAGGUGGCACCGCUUUUGCUGAGUACAAGGACUUCAGACUGGGAAAUGAGAAAACAGCUUUUAAACUCCAUGUUGGGAAAUACAGUGGAAACGCAGGUGAUGCAAUCCGUGGGGCCUAUCGGGGCAUUGACCAAAACGGCUUUGGCUUCAGCACCAUCGACCGUGACAAUGACGGCUGCUCUCCAUGCAUCUUUGGUGACAUUGCUACCAAUGAAUGUGUCCUUGAUGCAGGAGGUGGUUGGUGGUACAGCAAGUGUGGCUCUGCCGGUCUAAACGGUGACUGGCACCCUUCGGGAGAACACAUUGGCUGGGCUUCUGGUCUCCACUGGCUCACCUGGAAACCGCCCGCUCCUUAUUCAGCCAAAGCCACAAGAAUGAUGAUAAAGUCUAUGUAAAGGAGAAACUAGGAACCAUAUAUAAUUCAAACCAGAUAUUUACAUACACUGCAUAAAAAGACACAACUUUUUCUGUUUUUAGGUCCAUUGGGAUUACAAAAAGUUAUUUUCAUUUGCUAAAUGACAGAAUAACAAGACAGAAUUAUUUAGAGAUUUUGUAAUAUCUGUUUCAAAUCAGAUGUUUACAAAUAUUUCUUCAUUUGGUACAAUGGUCCUUUAAAGUAUUUUUUAACCUUGAACAAUAAGAAAAUUCUCUCAUUAUUCUGUCAUUUAGCAAACAGAAAUUAUUUUGGUAGUCCUAACUGACCAACAGGCAAUGCUUAGUCUUUAAUCUCAGACAACAAGAACAUUUUUUAUCUUGUGUCUUUUUACACAGUGGAUUGACAUCUUGUUCACUUCUGGCCUUUAAGAUAAUGUGUAUUUUUAAAAUAUGCUUUGAUAUACUUGGAAAAAAGUACAAGUCCUUUUUUUGUUGAGUGUGUCUCCAUUUGCAAUGAACAUCCCUAUUCUACUUUAGCCUGUCAUUGGUUAUCAUAUACAUUGUUGGUCUUUAAACAGAGGCUGUACCCAUCAUUACAAGAAAUGUUUAACAUAGAUACUAUGCACGCUUUCAAUAUAGGUAGUAUGCACGUGUUAUUAAAACCUCUGCUGCA